AUGAGUUAUUCUAUUGAAUAUGAAGACAUUAAUGCGCAAAAUUGUGACACAAUAACAACAACAAUUUUUUCUGAGGAAACAAGUACAUUGUACGUGGAUUCAACGGAAGCUAUGACUACAAUCAAUAUACAAUCAACAGGAGCCGCAUUAACGUCAAGAAAUACUUCUAUAUUUGUAGCUCCGAUAUGUUCUAAUGGAGCUAUUGGUAUGUCAUGCAAUAUCACUUCAGAUAAAUGCGCUAUGACUCAACCAUGUAUGAACUUGGCAACAUGUUAUCCAAAUGUUAGUUUACCACUUGGUUAUGUAUGUUCAUGCGUUUUAGGUUAUUCUGGUGUCAAUUGUGACGUUGAUGAACGUGUGUGUCGUGGUGGUUUGAAUUGUCUCAAUGGUGGUACAUGCAAUGAAAGUCAAUGUAUAUGUCCUACAGGUAAAACAGGUGAUCAUUGUGAAUAUGAAGUCAAUGUAUGUGCAAACAUAAAGUGUGAAAAUAAUGGUCAAUGCGUAUCAAUCUAUGGUAAUUGGUCAUGUCGAUGUACGAAUACUGACCUUUAUUCAGGUACUUAUUGCGAAAUAAAAUCUUCAAGUUUACGUACAAAAGAAAUUGUUUCACGUUCAUUUUCUUGUGUUGCUAUUGGAUGUAUUGCAACCGUUAUUGGUUUUGUUCUUAUUAUGGAUGUAUUAAAAUAUUUUUUUCAUAUUGAUCCAAUUGAUAAUAAUUUAAGUUCAUCGAAACAAAACCAAAAAGAUCCUCGCCAUGAGGACGAACAACGAAAAGAAAUUGAAAAAAAAAAGAAAACCAAACAACAAGUUCUUGUUGUACGAUUUGAAUAUGUUCAUGCAUAA
Rotaria sp. Silwood2 is the source of this 843-nucleotide messenger RNA. NCBI's taxonomy places the organism in Eukaryota, Metazoa, Rotifera, Eurotatoria, Philodinida, Philodinidae. The record is from the annotation of a GenBank genome assembly.